Cydia splendana is the source of this 315-nucleotide messenger RNA. RefSeq lists its product as uncharacterized. Lineage: Eukaryota; Metazoa; Arthropoda; Insecta; Lepidoptera; Tortricidae. The transcript has 2 exons. The coding region runs from base 1 to 315 and encodes 104 amino acids. The record is from RefSeq and is a predicted model, not a curated record.
AUGGAUGCUAGAAACAGUAUUUUAGGGUUUAUAUUGACGAACACACUAUCAUUUGGUUCCAUAUUGCUGUCAUGUUAUCACUCUAAAACAUUCCUGAGGUUUAUUGGCAAUAUGCAUACCAAUAAUAUUAUAUUCAAAAGUGACAAUAAUACAGAACAAAAGGAACUAUUGCAGCUCCUACGUGUUAUAUUAAAUCAACCGAUCUACAUCAAAAUUUUAGGCGUCGUGAACGUCAAUAUGACGCUGGUCCCCGCGUGCGUUGCGCUCAUCAUAUCAUAUACCGUCGUCGCUCUACAGUUCAACAACGUCGUAUAA